Molecule: messenger RNA, 1614 nt
Organism: Thrips palmi
Lineage: Eukaryota; Metazoa; Arthropoda; Insecta; Thysanoptera; Thripidae
Gene: beg
Product: probable malonyl-CoA-acyl carrier protein transacylase, mitochondrial
Exons: 3
Coding region: 340-1548 (402 amino acids)
Molecular function (GO): transferase activity
Source: RefSeq, a predicted model, not a curated record
UACAGCUCAACCACAACCAAAACAAAUUCUGUCUGCUUGGAAGACAAGAUUCUCCAGAAACUUUCUUCAAAUUAAAAUACAACGGAUGAAACUGAGAAAAAUAAGUCUGGAGUGUAGAGAAGCGAGCUUUCUUUGUUAUUUCAAAUAUUGAUAUUUUAUUCGUCUGCUUCAAGACAGCUGUAUUGUCAUGGGAUAACCUAACCCUCGCCAUGCUGUUAUAGACCGUAUCGUUAUUCAGAAUGCUGUGGUUUCUGGUUUCUACUUCUGUGAGACUACUUGUGGAUAUUAAAUAAACAAAGUAAAUAAUAGGAGAGUGUUCAAGUAGAGUCACUUAGUACAAUGAUUGCCAUAAAGAAUUUACUUCUUAUGGAGUGUUUAGGAGUAAGAGCUCGUAGCCUGCAUUGCUCCAGCACUUUUCUGAAGAGAGGCAAUUCUGCAAAAAUGAAUCAACCAUCUGAAUCGCAGCUCAAAGAUUUACUAGAUAAUGCAUCAGUAGGCAGUAGGCAAAAGAUUGGAGAUCAAAAAUGGCUGAAAUCACCUUUCCAAGCUGAAAAGGUUCGAGACCAGGGUCUAAAAGUCAAUCGUCCAAAGAUUGACCCUCAUGAAACGUCCAUCAUACUAUUUCCCGGUCAAGGAGUUCAGCAUGUUGGAAUGGGGAAACCACUUCUAAAGCUGCCUCAAGUGGAAAAGAUGUACAAAGUUGCCAAUGAGAUUUUAGGCUAUGAUUUGUUAAAACUCUGUUUAAAUGGACCCCAAGACCAACUGGAUCAGACACUAUAUUGUCAGCCAGCCAUCUAUGUAGCAUCACUAGCUGCUUUGCAGUUGAUGAUAGAAGAACGACAAGUAUCAGUUGAGUCAUGUGUGGCAACUGCAGGAUUUAGUAUUGGUGAAUAUGCUUCACUUGUUUUAGCAAAUUGUUUUUCAUUUGAAACAGGUUUGAAGCUAGUGAAGGCAAGAGCUGAAGCAAUGCAAGAAGCCGCAGGACUUGUGGAAAGUGGAAUGGCCACUUUGUUUCUGGAUCCAGCUGCCAAAAUUGGCACUAUACUCAACACUUCUCUUGAAUGGUGCCGCAAUACUGGUGUAGAAAGACCCCACUUGUCAGUGGCAAAUUAUUUGUACCCAAAUUGUCUAGUUAUAGCAGGAAGCAAGGAAGCUUUACGAUUUAUUGAGCUAAAUACAAAAGAACUGAAGAUACGGAGAUGCAGACACAUAGCUGUCAGUGCGGCAUUUCAUACGCCACUCAUGAAGAGCGCUUCUGAGCUAUUUCGUAAUGAACUGAAAAAAUACCACAUAGCAGACCCACAAAUAGCUGUUCAUUCAAAUAUUGAUGGUCUACCAUACAGAGAUGCAAUUGACAUCCAAAAGAAAUUAGUGAGGCAAAUAUAUAGACCUGUGAAGUGGGAGCAGACCAUGCAUGUAAUUUAUGAUCGAAAAAAAGAUGUGGCUUUUCCUCAGACUUUUGAACUGGGCCCAGGGAAAUCCUUAACCACUUUGCUGAGAUAUUGCAAUGCAAAUGCUGCAAAACAUAGUGUAAAUAUUUUUGCAUAGCAAGUUUAGAAAUAUGUUAAUAAUUCUGUUUUGUGGUAUGCAUUAAAAGAAGCAUUUUUUAGGGUA